This is a messenger RNA of Saxophila tyrrhenica, 1152 nucleotides long. RefSeq names its product coenzyme A transporter (gene LEU5). Bases 1 to 1152 code for a protein of 383 amino acids. Gene Ontology annotation, cellular component: mitochondrial inner membrane. The transcript has a single exon. NCBI's taxonomy places the organism in Eukaryota, Fungi, Ascomycota, Dothideomycetes, Mycosphaerellales, Extremaceae. Gene Ontology annotation, molecular function: coenzyme A transmembrane transporter activity. The record is from RefSeq and is a predicted model, not a curated record. Gene Ontology annotation, biological process: mitochondrial coenzyme A transmembrane transport.
AUGACAGCAGCGCAAUCCCGCCCCCUCCCCUCCGACUCCGACUCCGACAUCUCCCUCCCCUCCCAAGCCUACCCCCAAGCCCACGAGCAACGCAAAAUCCCCCGCCAGUCCCUCGAAUACGUUGUCCGCUCCGGCAUAGCCGGCGGCCUCGCCGCCUGCGCCGCCAAAACCGUCGUCGCCCCGCUCGACCGCGUCAAGAUCCUCUUCCAGGCCAGCAACCCGCAGUUCCAGAAAUACACUGGCUCGUGGUCCGGGGCUGUGAGGGCGAUACGGGAUAUAUACGCCGCUGAUGGAUCACGGGGGUUGUUUCGGGGCCAUAGCGCGACGCUGUUGAGGAUUUUCCCGUACGGUGGGAUUAAGUUCUUGGCUUACGAGCAGGUGCGCGCGGUGGUGAUUCCGGCGAAAGAGUUCGAGACGCCGACGCGCAGGUUUGUGGCGGGGAGUCUGGCGGGGUGUUUGAGCGUGUUUGCGACGUACCCGCUGGAAGUGAUACGGGUACGGCUGGCGUGGGAGACCAGGACGGCGAAGAGAGUGUCGGUGGGGGAGAUUUGCCGGGUGAUUUACAACGAGCAUCCGCCGCAGGCGACUACGAGGGCGAACGUGCUGCAGGAGAGCAAUGUACCGCGAGCGGCGGCCGUGACGGCGGAGACGGCGAGCGCGGCGGUAACAGCCAUUACGCCUUCCCAUGGCCUGUCAAACUUCUUCCGAGGAUUCACGCCGACAUUAUGGGGCAUGAUACCGUACGCCGGCGCAUCCUUCCUCACGCACGACGCAGCGGGAGACUUCAUGCGCCGACCGCUCCUCGCACCCUACACCAUACUCCCCAUGUCCGAGCGAUCGCAAAAGCAACUCGCGCCCAACAAACCACCCCCUCUCCGAGCAUGGGCGGAGCUCAUAACGGGAGCAGCAGCCGGCUUCGUCUCGCAGACCCUCUCAUACCCUCUCGAAGUCAUACGACGACGCAUGCAAGUCGGUGGCGUAGUGGGAGACGGACACCGCCUGACCAUGACAGAAGUCGCGCGCAGCAUUGUGCGGGAGAAGGGGUACAAAGGGUUCUAUGUGGGCCUGAGUAUUGGGUAUGUCAAGGUGGUGCCGAUGGUGGCGACGAGUUUCUAUGUGUACGAGCGGCUCAAGGUCGUGUUUGGGAUUUAG